Paramecium primaurelia is the source of this 507-nucleotide messenger RNA. The record is from the annotation of a GenBank genome assembly. Lineage: Eukaryota; Ciliophora; Oligohymenophorea; Peniculida; Parameciidae.
AUGCUAAUUAUGCAGUAGAAUUAUCAACUUGGAUUAGUUAAUAAAGUUGAUACUUGUAUACCUUAAUAUGAUUUUAGUACCCUUACAGGAACAUAAUAAAUUUGCUUACGUUAUCCAGGUUAUAGUUCUAAUUCAUCAACAGCUACUGAUACAACUCCUAAUGUAUAAAGAAAGUUUUCAGAUAAUACUGAAGAAUCUGAUAAUGCUACAUGCGCUUCAUUCUUACCUGGAUGUAUUAGUUUUGGAAAAGAUUGUUUUGAUUUCACGAUUCCAUCCACAUUAAUGAAAGAAACUCAGGAAACAUAUGAUAAGAUAUUUGCUUGUACAACUGGAUCUAUUGAUAACUUUACAACAAAUUAAUGUUACAACAGUUCAACAGCCACCGAAAAUGAUUAUUGUAUUAUCAAAAUCUGCAAAUUACCAAAAAAAGAAAAUGAUGGUACAUGUGGUUUUUUUAGAGGGCACUAUUAGAGAUUGUACAGAUAAUACGGCUGCAACAAAAUAUGA